Messenger RNA from Cladocopium goreaui, 693 nucleotides. The record is from the annotation of a GenBank genome assembly. Lineage: Eukaryota; Dinophyceae; Suessiales; Symbiodiniaceae.
AUGAUGGAAAGGAAUGAGGAAAUGCCCAAGUUGUUAAUCUUCGACUUGGACCAGACGCUGUGGGCCUUCGAUGCGGCCCAGCCACGCUUUCAAACGCCACACCGCUUGGCUCCUGAAGGAGUGCAAUGCCAGGCCGCCGUAGCGAAGCCCUUCAAAGAAGCGGCCGAGAUUGUACGGCAUCUAAAAGGCUCAGGGCAGCGCCUCGCUGUGGCAUCCGCCAAUUCACAGGAGAAAGUGUGCGCCUCUCUGCUCCAGCACAUGGGAUUCCUCCAAGACCGGGCAGGCUUUGGGGGCAUUGAGAAGUCGAUCAUGGCAAUCUACCCUGGCAGCAAGACCGCUCAUUUCAAACAAAUUGCUGACGGCUCAGGCCUCGAGUUUCGCGAGAUGUUGUUUUUCGACGACCGGGCGCUGAAUGUGAGGGCAGCUCAGAAGUUGGGCAUUGUGGCGCACCAGGUGUCCUCAUUAGACGGUUUGACCUGGAAAGACUUCUCUGCUGGACUUGACGCCUGGCGUGCCCAGAGGCGCUCGAGUCUGGCGAUGUCCAAAUGGCUCAGACCCAAAGUUACCACUCCAGCAGGACUGGAGUCAGCCGCCGAAGCACCUCCAGUGGUAGACCUGCUCGUCGAAGCUGAUGAGCCACGUCCUGCGCCGCCCGGCGCCGGUGCCGUGGACGUCAUCGAUUUGUGCCAGUGA